AUGAAAUUUUUCCAUGUUAUUUUAAUUAUUUGCUGUUACAUUAUUAGUCAAACAAUAACCGAAGCACGUGUAACAGGACCAAGUAAAAAUUAUUGGCCACUUCCAGUUAAUGGUGACUAUCCAGGUGAUUCAUACCAUCAAAAAUUUGAAUCAAAAAGACAAGCUGGCUGGGGUAAACGUCGUGAUUUAGCAAGUGAAGAUGAUGAUAGUGAACUUCCACCUUAUCAUCCAUAUGCAGCAUUUCAUAAUUCAGGCCGUACAUGGUUUGAUUAUGAAUGA
This is a messenger RNA of Adineta steineri, 279 nucleotides long. The record is from the annotation of a GenBank genome assembly. NCBI's taxonomy places the organism in Eukaryota, Metazoa, Rotifera, Eurotatoria, Adinetida, Adinetidae.